UCUUCCUCUUCUCUGGCCAGCCUGCCUCACCCCGUCCUCCGAUCCGAUCCGCCAUGGCCAGCAGCGACCUAACCGAGCUGGAGAGGGCUAUCGAGAAAGUCGUGGACAUCUUUUUCCAGUGUGCUUCCCGUGAAGGCAACAAGGACACCCUCACCAUCAGCGAGUUUAAAGAGCUGGUCACCCUCCAGCUGCCCAACCUUAUGAAGAACGUCGGGAACCUGGAGGAGAAAAUGAAAAGCUUGGAUGUCAACAACGACCAGGAGCUGAAGUUUGGAGAAUACUGGCGGCUGAUUGGCGAGCUGGCCAAGGGGAUCAAGAGAGAGAAAGUGGGGAAGAAGAAGUGAUGGGGAGGGCGGAUUGGUGCAUCAAGGAGGAACGAAGACAGGACCACGAAACACACACACACACCUCGGUCGCGUGUCAGUCGGGGAGGGGGGGAAAGACGUCAGGACAUCGAGGGUCACUGGCCUCUCGCAGCUUUCUAAAAUUCAAAUAAAUAAAAAAAAA
Pseudonaja textilis is the source of this 507-nucleotide messenger RNA. RefSeq names its product S100 calcium binding protein A13 (gene S100A13). Lineage: Eukaryota; Metazoa; Chordata; Lepidosauria; Squamata; Elapidae. The record is from RefSeq and is a predicted model, not a curated record. Gene Ontology annotation, molecular function: calcium ion binding; calcium-dependent protein binding. Gene Ontology annotation, cellular component: perinuclear region of cytoplasm.